UAUUUUAAAUUGAGAAGUAGUACUAACUCAUAAUUAAGAACACAUUGAUAUCGUUGCAUCAAGGUCGCAAUGUCAGUUACGUAACGAAAUUCAACGAAGUCGGUACUGAGCAGUCGAGUGAUAAAACGGAGAUGGAAUAUAAGAAUUUUCUUGAAAUGGUGAGUGAGACGAGCUGCUCGGGCGAAAACUACUUUCACGAAGCAUGUAAACUUCGCUCAUUGGAUCUUCUUAAAAGGGCGGAAAAGUGGAUGGAUCAACCAAUGGUUUCGCUGUUGACUGAAAGAAACUACAACGGUGAGCAAUGCACUCAUUUAAUCGCCAAGUACAAAGAUUCUGAAGCAAAGGAGAUGAUGUGGUACGUCUUGAAAUUUGGGGCGGAUAUAAACGGCCAGGAAUCGCUCAGUGGUUUCACUCCUCUGCACUUGUGUGUUUGGGAAAGGAAUUACCAGCUCGCUGAAUGGCUGUGUAAGAGACCAGACAUCAAUCUGGAGGCUAUCAACUACGCCGGGCAGACUGCCUAUCAACUUGCCAUAGAACGAGACGACACUCAAUUACAGCAGAUGCUGAAAGCAGCCGGAGCUGAGUGCAAAGUUCCAAGUGAUUUAAAAAGCUGUGUGGAACAGCUAAGUCUUCAAAUAUUGUAACCAACAGUUUAUGUUUAGAAAUCAUAAGUUAAUUUAGGUAGCUAGUUUUGUUUUAAUAUUUUACUAUUGUUUUUUUGUGUUUGUUAAAUUUUAAAGUUGGGAUUAAUUGUAUUUUUAAAUAUCUUAAAGUAGACGUAAGUAGUUUUAAGCCCUUUUGUGGCAAUCAAAAGCAACACCCUACCUCAUUAAAAUAAUUAAAUUAAUCAACGAUGGUAGCUCAAAUAUUGUUGUUAAAAAAUAAAACAAAUGAUAAGCGGCAGGAUGGCCGAGCGGGCUAAGUCAUAAUCCCGUUAGUUCGCUCGCACAUCAUGCCGUGAGGCGAGGGUUCGAGCCGCGACGGUUGUUCGAAUAGUUCCAACACCAACCGUCGAGGGCCGCUCCGGUAGCCGAACUGUACUGGCAUGGGUUUUCUCUGUGGUUUCCCCAUCGCCACUAUUCCAACAACCGAUAGAAAGGGGGUGAAGAAUAGGGUAAAUACAGUACAGAAAGCACAAGUCGGUCCACAGCCGCAGUAAUAAUAAUAAAGAGUUGAGUAUAUAAAUGUGCGAAAAAAUAAGGUUGAUUAUGUAGUGAAAAUACAGGAGCGAAAUGCGACAGCUACCAUCUACCCAGCCUUGUAAAAAUCAAGAACGGUAUACAAGUAAAAAUCGAAAUAAUAAUAGAUAAAACAAAUGUUUUUUAUUGUAAUAUAUUUAAUAAUUAAACGUAUAAAACUUAGUACGAAUUUUAUUUUUUAGACUGAUAAACUUAGUUCUUUUAAACCGUGGCCGUAUCUCAAAAGGACAGCCUUCUAUACACCUUCCACGCAGCAGUUUUCUUUUACCAGAUACUCUUGGCUGGAGCUCUAAACUAGGCUUGAACAGCAAAUCUAUCUCUAAAUAAUCUUCUUGUUUGAGCAGGUUGAAUAAUUGACGGUCUCUCCGGUGAAAAUGUCGGUAAUAAGCAUCAAAAAGAAGAUAGCUCGUACAGUCGGGACAGCGGUCUAUCACCAACCAGAAGCUUUCCUCAUCCAUAGACAGGAAAUACUGCAACGAAGAUAGUCAAUUUAAAUAAGAUAGGAAUACAUCGGUCACAUAUAAAGACAGCUAUGCUGUUUUUACAGACAUACCUCUAAAACAGAAAUAGGUUUUCCUUCCUUUGUAGGUGUUUUAGUUGGCACGGUCCUCAAGAGCCAGACCGUUCUAUUUACACAAUUAUUGGGAUACAUAGCAAAGAACGGAUCAUUCGGUUUUAUCCAGUUAGGUCGCUCAUCACGGUAAAACGUCAUGUUUGUUUUUCCGUAAGUCUGAAAUAAAUAGUCACAAUUAGGAGGUAACAUACACCUAAGAGGCUAACACUUGUUUAAUCUGCUUUGAUGAAUCAUUAACACAGGACUUACCGCA
Molecule: messenger RNA, 2026 nt
Organism: Cotesia glomerata
Lineage: Eukaryota; Metazoa; Arthropoda; Insecta; Hymenoptera; Braconidae
Product: NF-kappa-B inhibitor cactus-like
Exons: 1
Coding region: 132-644 (170 amino acids)
Molecular function (GO): protein binding
Source: RefSeq, a predicted model, not a curated record